GAAGAUGCUGAGGUGACCAAAGCUUUUGAAGAAGACAUAGAAACCCACCAAUAAGAAACAUUCCUUCUCCCGGACAGCUGGACCCAGACACGCGGAUCCCUGUUAUAAAUCUUGAAGAUGGGACGAGGCUGGUGGGGAAGAUGCUCCUAAAAACAAGGAUUUAGUUGAGUGGCUGAAGUUGCAUCCUACUUACACUGUUGACAUGCCAAGUUAUGUACCAAAGAAUGCAGAUGUGCUGUUUUCCUCGUUUCAGAAACCGAAACAGAAACGACAUAGAUGUCGAAAUCCUAAUAAAUUGGAUAUAAACACUUUGACAGGAGAAGAAAGGGUGCCUGUUGUUAAUAAACGAAAUGGGAAGAAGAUGGGUGGGGCUAUGGCGCCUCCAAUGAAGGAUCUACCCAGGUGGCUGGAAGAAAAUCCUGAAUUUGCAGUUGCUCCAGACUGGACUGAUAUAGUUAAGCAGUCUGGUUUUGUUCCUGAGUCAAUGUUUGACCGUCUUCUUACUGGACCUGUGGUUCGAGGAGAAGGAGCGAGCAGGAGAGGAAGAAGGCCCAAGAGUGAAAUUGCCCGAGCAGCCGCAGCGGCUGCUGCUGUUGCCUCCACUUCAGGGAUCAACCCUCUGUUGGUGAACAGCCUGUUUGCUGGGAUGGACUUGACGAGCCUUCAGAAUCUCCAGAACCUCCAGUCUCUCCAGCUGGCAGGUCUCAUGGGCUUCCCUCCAGGACUGGCAACAGCUGCCACUGCCGGAGGCGAUGCUAAGAACCCUGCUGCCGUGCUGCCCCUGAUGCUGCCAGGAAUGGCUGGCCUGCCCAAUGUGUUUGGACUGGGUGGGCUGCUGAACAACCCUCUCUCAGCUGCUACUGGAAACACCACUACUGCUUCUAGUCAAGGAGAACCGGAAGACGGCACUUCAAAAGUUGAAGAGAAAGGAAAUGAAAAUGAAGAUGAGAACAAAGACUCUGAGAAAAGCACAGAUGCUGUUUCGGCUACUGACUCUGCAAAUGGAUCUGUUGGUGCUGCUACUGCCCCGGCUGGAUUGCCCUCCAACCCAUUAGCCUUCAACCCCUUCCUCUUGUCCACCAUGGCCCCAGGCCUCUUCUACCCAUCCAUGUUUCUACCUCCAGGAUUGGGGGGAUUGACGCUGCCUGGGUUCCCAGCUUUGGCAGGACUCCAGAAUGCUGUGGGCUCCAGUGAAGAAAAGGCUGCUGAUAAGGCCGAGGGAGGCCCCUGUAAAGAUGGAGAGAACCUCGAAGGCAGUGAUGCUGAGGAGAGCCUGGACAAGACUGCAGAGUCCUCCAUCUUAGAAGAUGAAAUAGCACAGGGUGAAGAGCUAGACUCACUUGAUGGGGGGGAUGAAAUAGAAAAUGAUGAAUAACCAGUACCAGUUCCAGUUAAAGUGUUUAAAACUUUUGACAAGUGGUAGUCCUACUGUUUACACUCACAGUUAAUGUUCAUACCUAGUUUUAUAAGCUGUUCUGUAACAUAGUGUAGCAAAAAGAAAAAGGAAAAAAAAAAGUCCAAGUCAUGUUAUACAGGUGUGUCAAAAGGUAUCUUGGUCAUUAAGUAUUGUGCAGUGCAUUAUUUAUUAUCCCUAGGAGAGAUGAAAUUUGAGAAGUGAUCAUGUCUUUUUAAGGAAACCUACAUAAUGCUCUGCUUUUUUUCUUUUGGUACCAUUGGUAUUAUAAUAAAGAGCAAUUUGUAACUGAGUGGCACUAAUGGAAGGAAGUGCUGCUCAAAGGAAGAAUGAAGUUAUAUAUUUAAGUUUUUAACUUUAACUUUUAAUUUUUUUGCUGUGAAGGUCAAGAUGAAAUUUACCAUACAUAUCAUACUUGCUCAUUCAUUUCCCUUUUGACUGUAUGGGGGUUCCCACACUUGCGCAUACACACACAUCCAUACACUCUGACAAUCUCCACGUUAGUGUGAACGUCUCUGUCCUGAGGCGCAGCAAUAAUAAGGCAGCUGUUGAAUGUGAAGGGUCCCUUUGGAAAAUUAACCUACUGGGAGGGUUCUUGCCAGACAGAACUACAGUUCCAUUGUCUCGUGGUCUUGUAAUGCACUGGUAUAAACAAAAUAAAUAGAAGAUUAAAAAAUAAAGAGAGAAGUGAGAAUCAGGUACCUUUUUUAAAUUAAAGGACUUUGUUACUUUAGCCACAAAGCUAAAACAGCAUUACCUCAGCUCUAAACUAGCCUUGAAGUUUACAGACAUGACUUUGUAAAUGUAUUGUUUUUCUUUGUUGUGAUGUCCUUUUAUUUUUUUCUUUGAAAACUGCUAUCAUGUAAGAUAAAAUGUAAAUUGCUGCCAACUGUAGUAAUGAUGCUUUUAAUAAAAGUGACCCAUGAUAUGCAGAGAUGUAAUUAUAGAAUGUAGUAUGUAGGGGAACUGGUGUUCACUCUAUUUUUUGUAUUCUCAAUAGAUGCAAAUGUAGCAUUCUGGCUUUUGUAUAGUUUUCUGAUACAUCCUCAUACUAGAUUAGCUGUUAGUAGCACACUAAACU
Messenger RNA from Castor canadensis (American beaver), 2495 nucleotides. The record is from RefSeq and is a predicted model, not a curated record. Lineage: Eukaryota; Metazoa; Chordata; Mammalia; Rodentia; Castoridae.